Molecule: messenger RNA, 1759 nt
Organism: Lindgomyces ingoldianus
Lineage: Eukaryota; Fungi; Ascomycota; Dothideomycetes; Pleosporales; Lindgomycetaceae
Exons: 2
Coding region: 183-1610 (475 amino acids)
Biological process (GO): metal ion transport; transmembrane transport
Cellular component (GO): membrane
Molecular function (GO): metal ion transmembrane transporter activity
Source: RefSeq, a predicted model, not a curated record
CUUCUGUCUGUUCUAGAGCAAGAAUAAAGCUUUCUUUUCUCCUUGUAGUGUUACUGCAGCCCAGCGCCCUCUUUUCAGGCUAUCGCGCAUUUCCUUUCGCUUAUUGUGCUUCCCGACUCUCAGAUCCCUCUCUACUCGUCUCGGCGCUGAAUCUUAUUGCAUCGCGCUCUAGCUCACCCAUCAUGGACUCGGUGGCCGGCAUGGCGCUAGCCAUCAACUCAGACCUAUACUGGACGCGCUUCGAUGCAGCAAACUCAUGUUUCGAGGAUGAGUCUGCGGACUUGCUGCCCAUCCAUAUCCUCGAUGUGCCGGCCCACCCUCAGUCGCCAUCUGCCCACGGUCAUAUGCAGCCGCAGGCGCCGCAGCAGUUCUCAGCCUUGAAGACUCUAGGCGAAUUUUUGGCCGGUCCGAAUAAGGGAGUCUGGAAGUAUCGAUUAAUAUCCAUGUGCCAAGAGAACUCUUGGUCAAAACUGCAAAUAACAAGGCCGAUGCUCAGGAGAAUAGUACAGCACCAUGAGAUAGCUCCUGACUUCCUUGAGGUGCCAUUAUCAUUUUUCGAUCGCUCGACAGAUGAAGAGCAAUCCUUCUGCGUUCCAUGGACAUUAAGAGAAGGUGGAGAUUAUUUCGAGAUGUUUUACACCUUUCGCUAUGCUGAGUACAAGGGACAUCCCAAUGAGCCCUAUGUCAUCCGGCAAACCGGUGUCUAUCAAAAAUUCCACCUCAAGGAAAAGACCUGCCUGUGGAUCCUCGUAAACCCAGUGCCAGACUCUGCAGCACAUCGCCGGGUAGUCGAUGCUUUCCUUAACUACCAGAAAGAAAUGGAGCAAAACCCACUGUGGUUGCACUGCGUGGUACUGGCAUCUUAUUUCCCGCGCUGGCGUGAAUAUCUGGCGGCAUAUGAAAAGAGAUUGCUGCCACUGGCCGACACCACAGCAGCAGCGUUCAUCGCGGAGCCGCUGCGAGUCAACCAUGAGACACUCAGCAAGUUACGCUCUUUGGAAAGCCACUUCAUGCCUACUCCAGCAAUUCUCCAGAGCUUUUUAGACACCCUGUCUGAGCUUGGCUCGUUUUCAGAAAAGCUUCUUGCACACAAUUGCAUCCAUGCGAAUGAGGUCCGACUUUUCGCCAUCUUGGUUAGUAAAUAUCGCAGACACGCGUUGACAUUCAUUCGCACAGCUAAAUUCCUCCAACAACGUAGCAACAACACCGCGACUCUGGUCUCCGACACUGUCGCUUUCAAAAAUCAAGGGGUCGCCCAAGAGCAGAAUGGAAACAUGCUUCUUCUGACGCGCUCUGCCGUCUUUCUCACAGUCCUCACCCUCUUCUAUCUUCCUUGGACAUUUAUGACUGGCUUGUUUGGGAUGAACUUCUUCAUGAUGGACCAAAAUACGUACAGGUUCGUGACGUCGCCGAAAUUAUGGGUGUAUUUUGUGUCGGCCGUGGUACUCACUGCCUGCACGAUGCUGCUGUAUUAUGUGAUAUCCGGAUUUCCGCAGCUGCGGAAGGGGCGACAGAGUGGUGGCGAUGGUGGGAUUGGCCUGAGACAGGGUUUGCAACGGGGCUUUACUGAUCCAGAGAAGAGUGGUGGAGAUGGUAAAAAGUGGUCUUAGACAGAUGUUUCAUUUCAAUCAGGAUUGAGCGGAACUUCUAAAAUUCGAAUCGUGCGACCAUUGAUAUCUGCAACCAAAGCCCGGGGUGCUGCUUGUGCAUCUGAGGGAUAGUACAGCGACGCAGCGAACUUGCUCUGAUGAGUCAUGCC